Molecule: messenger RNA, 8335 nt
Organism: Eriocheir sinensis (Chinese mitten crab)
Lineage: Eukaryota; Metazoa; Arthropoda; Malacostraca; Decapoda; Varunidae
Gene: Nnp-1
Product: ribosomal RNA processing protein 1 homolog B-like
Exons: 9
Coding region: 118-2205 (695 amino acids)
Biological process (GO): rRNA processing
Cellular component (GO): preribosome, small subunit precursor; nucleus; preribosome, large subunit precursor
Source: RefSeq, a predicted model, not a curated record
GGACGACAGCUGAUCCGACCAAGACCAAGCAUCGACAGCACGUGUUCGACUUGCCGUGUGCUCAGUGUGCGGGGCAGGCAGGGAAACUAAUCGCAUGAACCUGUGCGUGCUGUGAAGAUGAAGGAAUUAUUGUUUGCCCAGCGUCUUGCGGAUAACGAAAGAAAAAUAAGGGACAGAGCCCUCAAGAAACUGAAGAAGUACUUAAGUAUCAAGACGAGUGUUGGCCCAGCAUUAUCUCAAGAUGAAACUCUCAAGUUGUGGAAGGGCCUCUUCUAUUGCAUGUACAUGGCAGACAAGCCACUAUUUCAGGAGCAUGUGGCAGAAGAGAUUUGCAGUCUCAUCCAUUACAUCAACAACGAAGAGGACUGUAAAUCCUUCGUCAGAGCAGGGUUCCUCACGUUUGCUCGAGAAUGGAAUGGGAUUGAUGUUUUUCGGAUUGAGAAGUAUAUGAUGUUUGUUAGAAGAUUUCUACGUCACAUCUUCACUCACCUUAAAGCCAGUGAUUGGAACUUGAAGAAAGUAUUGGCUUACACUUACAUUCUUGAAAUGACAGUUGUAUGCCCUGAUGAUGAUGUCAACAAAACAUCCUUGGGACUGAAAACUCAUGUAUGUGAAAUCAUUUUAGAAGAAUUGGCAAAAAUUGGUGGAGAGAACCUGCAGCACCGUGUUAUCGUGGCUGUGAUUCAGCCAUACUUUAAGGUUCUUGCACUGACCAAGAUCAAGGCUUACAUCAAAUUUGUGCGUGAAGGAAUAAUCCACCACCUGAUCCGUCAAAGUUAUUCUGCAGAAGAAGAGGAAGCAGAGGAGGAAGAAAGUAUUACAGUUGAAAUCAACAAAACAGCUCCAGAAACUGGGGAUAAAGUCAUGGAUGACAUCAUGUGUGAAGAAAGGGAUGAAGCAGCGAUGGUGCUGGACCCCCGUGCUGGAAAGGUGGACGCCUACUUACCUCAAUUGAAGGUGGAUUUUAGUCUUUUAGCGGAUUCUCUUCAAAAAGUUGGAGCCGUUGCAAGGGUACAAGCAAAAAAUCGAGAAGUGAUUUACAGGCUUGUGUGUGAAUUGCGAGAUGCAGCCCAAGGACAGAAUCCCUUAUCGUUACCAAGUGAUCAUCUUGAUGAUAUUGAAGUUCCUGACUCUGAAGUAGAAGAGGCUGUGGAAAGACUAGAGAAAUUUGAAGAAGACCUGAAAGUUGGAAAAGUACUAAAACAUGAGGACAGCAAUGAUGAUGACCUAAAGGCUCUAAAGAAAGAAGUUAAACACAAAUAUAAAAAAAGUAAAUAUUUUGGCUUGAAGAAGAAGAAAAAUCAGAAGCCAAAGGGUUUGUCCAAGGCUGCAAAAAGAAAGGUGGAUAAACGUCAAAAGGAACUUGCACAGAAAAGAGCAAAAGCAGUCGAUCACAUGGUGAGGCAGGUGACUGCAGCCUCAGGUGUUCCCAGGAACAGUUUGUUGAGUCUGAGACAUGAGGAGCAAACCAGUAACACACAUGGCUUUGAAGUGUCUCUCAUCUCCCAAAAGAAAAAGAAAAGCACUGCAGCCAAGGCCUCUGUAAAUAGUUUCAUGGUAGAGGUUGCAUCUGAUUUUAAGAAAAAGAGAAAAAAUAUUGUAGAUACAAACAAAGCAAGCAAAAAACAGUGCUUUGAUGUUUCAUUUUUAGACUUAAAAUCUAAUGAAGUAUCUGAAACCAACUGUGCAGAGAAGAAUGGCAGUGUUCAUAUUGAGCAAGCUAAGAGAAAGAAUAACAGUGCAGUCAAAAAAGGUAACAAGAAAUCAGUUAAAAGUGAAGACAUGAUUAAAUCUCAGACAAAGGUUGAUAAAAGUAUGCAGAAAAAUGACACACAUAAAAUUGAGCAUCAAGUGCCAAUACAAAUGACGACAGACAUCAUGGUAGACAAGCCAAGUGUUCAGCCCAGUAGUGUUGAAGCAGCACAUGGAAGCAAAGCAGAAGUAAUUCAGGACAGUGUUUCAUCAAAGGGAAAUAGUGCCAUAAGGAUCCCUGAGGGUAUGAGCCAGAGAAGCCAGAAGCCCAGGCCUCCUAAAACAAAGUCUCCCUGGGAUGAACCUCUUCGUAAUGGAGAGUAUGAGAUUUUUGUUAAAAGCAGAAGGCAAAUAACCAAAAGCAAGAGGAAAAAAAUCAGUCCAAUUAAGCCUGGGGUCCAGCUACAACACUCAGAAGGUCCAGAUUCAGACCGUGGACCGCCAGUUUUAUAGUCCUGUUCUACCGUGAAGAAGAGGCUUAAUACAAUCAUUUUUGCCAAGAAGAAAAUGGCGAACGCUGCCUCACCCUCACCGACACGUCAUCUGUUUGUUUAUGUGUGUCUCUUGAGCAGCAGCAGCUGCUUCUGCUUGUAGUUCGAUAGUUAUGAUCAUUAUUAUUACCGGUUUCAUAUUUUUAAACCUGAUUUUUAUAGGAAGAAGCAUUCCUUAGUAAAUAAUUCACAUUGUAUGAUAUGUUUAAACUUAACCCCCGGAGUCAAAAUGGUAUGGAGGCAUUAUGAAGUUGCGUGGCAAAUCUCGAUGCGCGGACUCUGCCGCAAUAAUCAUACGCACAAACUAGAAGAGUGAGAAGAGAGGAAGAAAUAAAUCAUGUAAAGAACAUAGUGGAUAAAUAUAAGAAUGAACCAAAAUUGUUCAAUAAAUACCUUAAGGGGGUAUGCGACACCUGGGGGGGGGGGUUUGGUCAUAAUAUAGCAUUUUGCAAAACUGGGUUAAAAACGUUCGUAUACCAUCUAAAAAUAAUCCCCGAGCAAUGUUUUCCUCGUAGCAGAAAUUUUAAAUGUCUGGUGCGGGUUUAAAUGGACCGAAUCACAGGUUAAAUUUUGUCUUUUUUAAUCGCAGAAAAUCUAAAAUCAAUCAGAUUUAAGUGAAAAGUGUAGGGAAUGUUGAUUUUACAAGUAGCUAGGGACUUAUGAUUAGAUGUUGUUGAUAGGGUAAAGGAGAUAGGAGUAUUAAGAGGAAUAAGUGAAAAAAACACAAUUUUACGCGAUGUUCGACAAACAUAAUAAAAGAAAUACCAUUAUGCCUUUCUAUAUGGGAAACUUUCAGAAUAUUUUCCAUCGGGCUCUAGGUAGUGCUAUUUAGAUGAUGGACAAAAGUCUAGAGUGAUUUCCUUAGACUGGAAUAAUAAUAAUAAUAAUAAGCUCCUGUCCUGGUGCAAUCAAUGGGGGAUGAAAUUAAACCCGUUUAAAACCCAGAGUCUAAUUAUUAGUAGAUCUAGGACCCACCAGCCUGUUCAUCCUCCUAUUAUUAUUAAUGGUACACCUAUUAGAGAUUGCACUUUCUUAUAAUUGGUUGGUGUUACUUUUGACUCUAAAUUAACUUGAAAAACACAUCCGGCAGUUGGUGGCAUCAAUUUCCCAAAAAACAGGGUUGCUUCGUAAAUGCAAAAUGAUAUAUCAGGAUGGUUGAGUUAUUUUACAGAGUUUUUACUCAUUCAUCCUCCCUUCCUUUGAAUAUUGCUCCCCUGUAUGGCUUUUGGCUGCCAAUUCCCAUCUUCAUCUUUUGGAGAGGGUCUUCAAUAAUAUUAGAUUCCUACUACCCAAUCUUAAUCCGGUAGCAACGGGGAUCAUGUUUCUUAAUGGUCCCUCCAAGCAAGAAAAAUGAGAAAAAAUCACCCCUCACACGAACCAUUUCAUAAUAUAUAUCCAAGCAUUUGUGAUCAGAUUAUGUAUCAUCUAUUUUGGGGGGUUUAUAUCAUGGCACAAAUUUGGCCCAGCGCUGCUACAUGGUAAAGCCACAAAUUUGGCCCGUCGCUGCUACCGUGUUAAUAUUACAUUAGAGCAUCGCCGGUUGGUAGGAAGUUUGACAUUUCUAUAUAAAACUGUUAGUACUAAUGACCAUCCCCUUCAUAGUAAACUUCCCCCACCUUUUAACCCGGUAGCAACGAGGAUCAUGUUUCUUAAUGGUCCCUCCAAGCGAGAAAAUUUAGUAAAAAUCACCCCUUACACAAACCAUUUCAUAAUAUUUAUAUCAAAGCAUUUGUGAUCAGAUUAUGUAUCAUCUAUUUUUUGGGGUUUAUAUUAUGGCACGAAUUUGGCCCGUCGCUGCUACACGGUUAAGCCACAAAUUUGGCCCGUCGCUGUUACCGGGUUAACCAUGUUCGUGCUACUAGGUUCACAGAAUCCCUUAAUAGUAGAGCUUUUUCAUAUACAGUGGUACCUUGUGAUUCGAACAAUUCCCAACUCAAACACAAACAAACGGCUGCAGACAAAGCCACCAGUGUAGCCAGUUCAGUGAAUGUGAUACCGCGGACUCCUGCCUCAAAAAACGCCAACCCGCGACUGCCAUUUUUUCCCGCACACUCCCUUGAAAAAUAGCCCAAUUGCGCGGGAAAAACGUGGACCUGGCAACGCUGGAAGCCAUUCUUGUCAGUCACGCUUGCGCUUCCCUGCUUUGAACGCCACACUUUGUUGUUCUUGAUAUUUUUUGCAUAUUUUCAUGAAGCUAACCCUCAUUAUGGCUCCCAAGAAAGUGAAAAGUGACAGUGCAAGUGGUGGUAGGAAGCUUAAGCGUUAUAGUAUGGAAAUGAAAAAGGAAAUAAUACAAAACCAGAGAAACUACCAGCAUACCUUUCAUCAUCACUGUCAUCAUCAGCGCUCCAUAUCCAUCCGUUUUUCCUUUCUUCCUGAUACAAUUCGUCUUCUCUUCAGUGUAUUCCACCCCAAAUCAUCUUCCCUCCCACUCAUCUUACAACCAGGUUAAUAAUAGGAGAUGAGUGCCACAGUGAACAUCACCCAGGCCCUUUGUAAACACUACUCUAGGCCCCGUUGGAAACAGCGCUGAUCAGCUGAUCAGUGGGGAGCUUGCCAACCAUACGUCCUUUCUCCACGGUGCCCAACAAAAUGCAUUUACAUGUGUUGGCAAUAUUUAGUUGACAAUAUAUAUCUGGUUGACAAUAUUUGAGUGAUCUGGCCACAGGGCACAACAUAAACCCAUAAAAAUGUUAAAAAAAAUAUGAGGAUUUUGGGGCCUGGAACAGAUUAAUUUUUUUCUACAUUAAUUUCAAUGGGAUAAAUUGCUUCCUAAUUCGAACAGCCCAAAUGAACCAAUUAAGUUCUAAUCACAAGGUACCACUGUAUGCGAUGCAAUACUAAUCAGUUUUCAAGAUCAUUUAUCCCUGCCCUAACAGAGCGAGGUUGUUAAUUCCUGUUCAUCUAAUUUAUUCAAAAGUAGGGUUAAUUCUUUUCUUCUAAAACACCCUAUCUCAUUUCCAUAGCUAUGCUGGGCCCUCCUUAGAGACCCAAUCACGUUUGGGGUUAUAAUCAUUGUGACUCUUCUUUGGGGCUCCCUCAUAGUUCUGAUAAUAAUAAUAAUAAUAAUGUCUGCCUGUUGUCUAUAUAGCCGCACAGCACACGUGGUGACAGACUGCGAGGCACUGAGGCUGCCAGGUUGGCAGUGGGGUCCUGAAGGGGGGGGCGUAUUGUUACUGGUAUGAAAUGAGUAUCAGACAUUUACUACACCAAGUCCCAAAUUUAGAAGGGAUUUCCAUUCCCAAACAUUUGCUUGUAGUAAAGCAGAAAUAUGUUAAUGUAAGCGAAUUUUCCCAUUUAAUUUCUCUAUAGAGAUUGAGAUGCGUUCCUCUGCGCUCCCAAAAAGUCCACCCAUUUCAAAAUCCAAGACUCAAAAUAAUAGAAGAGAAUACCUGAACAACUUAAGAGUCAUAUAAACGUGUUAAAAUUGGAAAGUCAUUAACUAAUAAAUUAAUAGCGUAUGUACUUAUAUGAUACUAGUGCUUCAAAUUUUGGUGUGGGGGGGGAGGCCCUACUCGCAGCUGGCCAAACUUUGCUCACAAGGUCUCUGAUUGGUCUGUGAGCCAGCUCGUCUGUGAUUUGUCUGUUGCUUUAAUCCCCCCUUGAACUUAACUUGAAAGUCAGGAGUCGCCCAGUCACCAACACUUACAAACACUUUGCUAUUUUCUAUUACAUUUACAUCCUGGACUGAUGCAUAAGACUUUCUUGUGGUGGAAAUAAGUUCUUCACUUGAAUGGGAACCACAUGGAGGAAAAUAUUUCAUCAGGUGGCCUAAGAGACUACUGAAACCGGAGGAUGGGACAGCAGAUAAAGGGAGGAGGAAGAGAUGGCUAGCAGAUGUUAUUGCAGUUACCAGGUGCAGUUGGUUCAAAAACUAUUCUUGGUCAGUCCCAGUGGAUUUCUGACCCUCUGACUACUGUACAUAAGAAAGAUGUUCAAGCUGCCGGUUCGGAGUCUUGGGAUGGUUGCUCUUGAGGUGCUAUCUAGUCUUUUUUUUAUUUUUAAAUAUCAAUAUAUGCCCCAUGCAUGCCCUCAACCUAACUUGAUACAGCAACAGUCACUUAACACAGUAGCAGCGGGGAUCAUGUUUCUUAAUGGUCCCUCUAAGCGAGAAAAAUGAGAAAAAAUCACCCCUCACAUGAACCAUUUCAUAAUAUAUAUCAAAGCAUUUGUGAUCAGAUUAUGUAUCAUCUAUUUUGGGGGUUUAUAUCAUGGCACAAAUUUGGCCCGUCACUGCUACACGGUAAAGCCGCAAAUUUGGCCUGUCAAUGCUACCGGGUUAACCCCUUCCCGGCGGCAGGGCAGAUGUAUGUACUACCAAAAAAAUAAUUGUCUGUAUAGACGCUGUUGAUUUUCAUCCAUAUGUGUAUAUAGAGAUUCCCCGCAAGUGGGCAUUCCAGAUUGACGUCUCUAUAUAGACUCUGCCGCAAAACUGAACAAACAUUUUAAUCUAUAUAUAGAUGUUAUUUAAGUUAGAUUGGUUAUAUGUAUAUUCAUAUAUUUAUAUGAAGGUUUAGAGUGUAAUCACUGACAGUAGAUGAGUCAGGAUCAUCAAAAUCAUCCAAAAAAUCAACAACUAUAUCCUCAGCUACCAAAGAAGUCAUUUCUUCCGGCUUAAGAGGUCUCUUUCUCCUUGACAUGGUAGACUAUAAUAAUAAAAGAAAAUGGAAGAAAAAAUGCAAAAAUUCCCGGUUUUUGCUGAUGUGCGUUGUACAUCCGCCACCGACAAAGCACAAGCGGUGACUGUCCUUGAGAGGCGAUGUCGGUAAGUGUCAGGGGGUUUGAGAUGCCAAAUAACGAUUUAUUUUCUUAAUUUUGUUAGUAGUAAGGAAUCGUCUAUAUAUAGACCAUGCUACAAUCUAAUGUGGGCAAAUGAGAGCAAAUGUCUAUACAUAGAUGCGCCAACAAAAAGUCCCAAUUUCGUAACGUCUAUAUAUAGAUCCUCCGCCGGGAAGGGGUUAAUAGUAUUUAAUGUGAAUCAAAUAUACUUCUAACCUCAACUUACAAAACUUUUGAGGCAAGGCAAUAUAAUUGGAGGAUGUUUGGUGUAAGUACUCUUGCAUCUAUAUUAGAUUUAAGUGUGCUACACCAUUAUAAAGUACUUCAGUUUAUUUAAUAUCAUAUAACAUUCUGUUGCCACACUUAUGUAGAUUGUAGAGGUCUUGAAAUGUACACCACUGAGUGCUGGGAAUUAAGUCCAGGUCUUCAGAAUAGAAGGCAGGGCAGCAAACCAACUGAGCCACUGAUGAGCUAAAAGGUCUAUGUGCCAUCUGCCACUUCUUCCACACUUAACCUGACACCCCAGCCCCACACUGUGGACAUGAAUGAAAGGUGACCCCACUCACAGUCGUGGUUGCUGACAAAGCAACCCAUGUUCUGCCAGCGAACACAACUUAUUUUCAAGUUAUGUAAGAAAACAUCAAUUCACAAAAGGUACAUUUCUUCUAACUCCUGAAACUAAUGUUGAUAGAUCCUGCCAGGAGGUACUCAGGGUGGGAAGGGGGCCUGCAUGGAGAUUUGACUGGAGGGACUUGGUGUCAUAGAUUGGGCGAGGCGACACCCCCCUGGCGUAUGCCCCCAUUGAUUGAUUGAUAGAUAAUAACAUAUUCAUUGAAACCCUAUUGUAUGAUACUAUCAUACACAUAUAUCUUACUACAAUAUAGAUUAAUUUGAAAUGUGUUCUUAGAUCACCAUAAAUGCUUUCAGGAAUAUAAUCAAUUUCCAUCCUAAAGAUAAUACUUUCAUGAGAUAAGGUGAUAUAUUGUAGUGUACAAUAUAAUCUGUCAUUCUGUAUGUGUAGCAUAACUUUAAUGGGCACCCAUGCCCAGACCAGAUGCAGGAUAUCUCACAUAUUACACAGUAGUAGUAAUGCACAACAAAGACUGAAACAAUCAGGCACAUGACAUGAUUAGCUGGGUAUGAACAGAGAAGUGAUGCAGUAGAUGAAAACAGCAUAAUGCCCAGGUGCAAUCUUAGGCAUGCUUUGAGCUCUGUACUGAAAUUUGAAAGUAGUUUACUAAUAAUUGUCAAUAUAUUGACUACUAUUGUUUAUUGAGGGCAAUGAAUUCCAUUUGGUCACUAUAUAUAUAUAU